This is a messenger RNA of Sturnus vulgaris (Common starling), 1140 nucleotides long. It is a transcript of the gene RCCD1, whose product is annotated as RCC1 domain containing 1. Lineage: Eukaryota; Metazoa; Chordata; Aves; Passeriformes; Sturnidae. The record is from RefSeq and is a predicted model, not a curated record.
AUGGCGGCGCCCGCCUGCGCGUGGCUCGUGUUCGGGUUCAGCCCCGAAGAGGCGGCCGGGGAGCCGGGCCCGGGCCCGGGCCCGUGGCGGCUGGAGGCGGGCCCCGAGGGGAUCUCCCGCGUGUGGCCCGCCUGGAGCUACGUGGUCGUGGAGACCGGCGCGGGGCUGGAGCUGCGGAGCGCGGGGCAGCGGCGGCGGCUGCCGGGCUGGGCCGAGGCGCUGCCGUCCGAGACGCACCUGGUGCUGCGGGGCCCGGCCGGGGCCCGAGCCUGGCGGCGGGAGGCGGCGCUGAGCGGAGCGCUGCGGGACGAGCCCGCCUGGAGCCGGGACCUGCCCGCCGAGCCCCGCCAGCCGCUGCCGCUCCUGCCCGGCGGCUUCGCCACGCCGCGGCCGCCGUUCUUCACCGCGCUGCCCGCCCGAGUGCGGGCCCAGCGGCUGGUGCUGGGCACGGAGCACGCCGUGGCGCUGAGCACCGCCGGGGAGGUGUUCACCUGGGGCGGCGGCAGGCACGGGCAGCUGGGCCACGGGCUGCUGGAGUCGGAGCUGCAGCCGCGGCUGGUGGAGGCGCUGGCCGGGGUGCCCAUGCGGGCGGUGGCGGCGGGCGGGUGGCAUUCGGCCAGCGUGAGCGAGGCAGGAGAUCUGUACGUGUGGGGCUGGAACGAGUCGGGGCAGCUGGCUCUGCCCUCCAAAGCCCUGGCACAGGAGCGAGCACAGGCUGAGGACUCGAGCACGGGGAGCACCAAGCUGACACCCUGCCAGGAGCAGCUGGCUGCUGAGGGCACUGCAUUCAUCUCCAUCCAGGCGUUCCCAGCACUGCUGGAUCUGCCACAGGACCUGGAGGUCAGCGUGGUCAGCUGCGGGUCCCGACACACGGCCGUGGUCACACGAGGCGGGGAGCUCUACACCUGGGGCUGGGGUAAAUAUGGACAGCUGGGACACGGGAACAACGUCAGCUCUGACCAGGCACGCCGCGUGGAGCACCUGGUGGCCGAGGGGUUGCAGGUGGAGGACGUGGUGUGUGGGCCCUGGACCACCUAUGUACGUGUGCGGGAGCCGUGAGCACCCCAAGACCCACAGCCCGUGGGUGCUGCCGGAUGGGGAUGAGGGCAGGCUCGGCUCUGCUCUGCUCGACCACUGUCC